Lindgomyces ingoldianus is the source of this 7963-nucleotide messenger RNA. RefSeq lists its product as uncharacterized. The coding region runs from base 335 to 7963 and encodes 2542 amino acids. The record is from RefSeq and is a predicted model, not a curated record. The transcript has 11 exons. NCBI's taxonomy places the organism in Eukaryota, Fungi, Ascomycota, Dothideomycetes, Pleosporales, Lindgomycetaceae.
CAUGGUUCUGCAGCGGAUUUAUUGAAAAAAGGCGUUUCGUUUCAGCUGUGGCGUAUGCAACGAUGAGGAACCGGCCGUGUAGAGUUUCCCUGAAUUCUGUGGAGAGCGAGGGUUGAAUGCGAUGGAGGGGCUGCCAAGCUGGAUGGUGGAAGGAGGACCUGAACAAACCCUUGCGGGACUCACGAUUGAAUCGGUUCGCAAUCAAAUGAUUGCUAUCCGUGGGAGACACUUGCUCCAUUUUCCAGCUCUAAGAGGCAUGAGCACCACCCACGAGUAUUGAUCAAGACUUCUGCACGUCCCAAGGCAGCCAGUCUAAGCCAACGGGUUCACCAAGAUGUCGUCCAAGAAAGUCCAUAGUUGGCAUAUCAACAUCAACGCUGGCGAUUCCGCGAUCCACUUGCUUGUCAAUGAAGGAACGACUCCAAAACCAACCAUCCUGGGCUGCGUUUUGAUCGACGGGGGUAAAGGUGCAAAUGAAAAGAUCAAGACGAUCAAAGACGUGAUCGCAAAAAUUGAGAAAGACUACACUUUGCCUGCCGGGGACUUGAACCUGAAGUUUGAUAGUAUAGUCAUCACACAUUGGGAUGUGGAUCACUGGGAGGGAGUCGUCAAUCUCCUGGUCGACGACUUGUCGACGAAACUUCGGAAUGACGCUACUUAUAAAAAGCUGACGAGUGAUUCAUACACUCUAUUCAAGAAAACAAUCUUGAAGAAGCUUGACGUGGCUUUCACAGAUGCGACGGUGGAUACGCUAUUUGCGGCAAAUAGUGCCAAAGUGAAGAAAGUCAGCGAUAGCCUCAACAUUGUCGAAAGGGAAGCCUGCGACCUAAUUUACCCUCUAUCACCAAAUCUCGCGAUUCCAUGUCGCUAUCUGAGGUAUACUAGUACGUUCCCUACGGUGCCAGUCCUCCAGAACACUCCUCCUGCAUUUAAGGUCGGCCCUGGAGAUGUCUUGACUAGGUUCUACGUACCAUACAUGACUACCAAGCAAAAGCUCGGACUCAUAGGGCCUCAUCAAAGGGAAAACGCUGAUGAUGAUGAUGAUGAUUCCAAACCGAAGGUGAAGAGACGAAAGAAAACUCCAGCCGAUGAAGAUGAUAUGGCUGUCGACCUAGGACCCUUAGAAAAUGAUUACACACUCCUCAAAACCACGCUGCGAGUCAACGUUGACAAUUCCUAUAAGGAGAGCGAACCUAAUACCGUGGCAAUACGGGUUCCGCUGACUCAUAAUCUUGGCUUUGAAUGGCCUUAUAUUAACAAUAAAGGCAAGCCUGGCUUCACGAAGCAACGAGAAAAGGUGUGGCGUUUCAACUUCGUAGCAAAGUUGUAUGAUUCUGCGGAACAGUACCUCGGUGCAGAGCUCUUCCGGAAAGGCAACUUCGCCGACAAAUCCAAAGCCAAAAUGCUGCAAAAUCCGGCAGACUUAAUUGGACCCAAAGGCUGGGGGAUGGAUGUCGAUGAUGGGCCAGGAAUGUUUGUUGUCGCGGGUGACCAGUAUGUUAUAGGAGACACGCCGUUGGCAGGUGCCCCUACUCUGUUAUCGGUAAAGCGUGUGGUAACUCCAAUAAACACGGCUUCAGGAGAUACAAAGCUCACAUUCAGGCCACGACUGAAGGUUGUCGAUUCAACCCUCAAAAAAGGGCAACGGUAUGACCCUCGGGGUGCAAAGGACUCCAAGGCGAAAAACUCUGCUUCGAUUGUUUGUCUGAUUCUUGCCCCAACGGGGAACAAAACGCCAAAAGACAGCUUCAAAAUCUUGCACUUCUUGGGUGGUGAUGCACUUUGGGAUGUCGAAGGCGCCUUGGUGACAUGGAUGAAAAACCAACUCAAUGGCGAGGAUUGGCCUUGCCUCAGCACAGCGAUCAAGCUAAGCCAUCAUGGAGGCAAAGAGUCGACGGAGGUUCACUUGCUUGAGCAAAUGGCCCCUCAGUUUAUGCUAUGUUCGAUUGGAGAGAAGGGGGAGUACUUCCAUCCUCAUGCCGAGGUUCUCGCAUUCAUUCAUGCUGCAAUUGCGGCGCUCCGCACAUCAGAUAUAGAAAAAGAGAAGGUAAAACAAGGUGGAAAGGCUGACCAUGGCGAGGACUUCGAAUUCCAAGAAAAUUUGAAAGCGCUCUAUGCACUUUCUGGACUUACAAGUAACAUAUACACUGACUUCCGCAAGCGGUUCAACAAAGAUCGCGCAGCUACGUUAAAAGAGAAAGGAUUGAAAGAAGAGCAAAAGGGGACGUGGAAGACAGCCAUGAAAACGGAAUCGGACACAAGAAGGAAAGCAAUGGGUGGUAUCAUACGUCAACGCUGGGAAUAUAUAUCCCCCAACCCCGCGAAAGAAAAGUUCAAGGCAUGGAAGCUUAUUCUCGGGAUUGGUGAGCAAAGCAAGCCACGGCAUUUAGCUUGGAUCCAGGAUAACAACUACUUCGCCAUUCCUGUGCCUAACCAGCUCACCGUCACAGUGUCGCCGCCACCGCCGCCAAAGGCACCACCCGCGGACUCGGACAAAAUGGCUGUGGUUCUGGCUGCGUCAUCUUCGGCGGUAGUUCCGGCGACCGGUACAACCACAAAGAGUGUCUUAAUCCCUCCUCGGAUUGCUGUAUGGGCUAGGAUUGCAGAAGUCCCAGAAGAUCCAGAGGCAGAUGAAUCUCCUUUCCCCCUUGCACCUUCCCCAGAUGCUAUGGUAGUUGAACCGCCCAAGGGGAAGCGCGUUCUCGUUCGCAAUGCCAACAUCCCGGCGGCAAACGCUCAGACAUUGAUUGUACCUAUACCUUCAAUCCCCGAGGCUGCAUCUCCAUCUAGGUUCUACGUGUACAGCACAAUAUACUCGCACGUCACUGCAGGAAACCCUAAUGAGGUGGUAUUGGAUGUCGGUAAUCCCCUAAACAACUUCCUCAGUGCUCUUGAUCCCGGCUUUUGGGUGACGGAUACCCUCCUCAAUUCGAACAACACGGUCCUGUCGCUGGACGCACACUGGGCUCAAGGGGUCACAUCCACCUUAUUGAAUAUCAACAGCGUCACCAUGAAAGGUUUAGUUGUAAACAAAGUAGCGCAGGUUACCGAAAUUGGCUCAACUAUUACCAGUGGGAACAAAACUCUGAGCUUUUCCACUUCCGCCACUUACGACGCUAUGGUGGGUGGAACGAAGCAACACCGGGAGUUCUCUGACGCAUUCUAUCCUCCAUACAACUUGCUUGUGCUUGGACUUUCUUCCGUCACACAAUCGGCAGAUUUCACUUUAGGUGAUAUUCUCCGACUCUUUGGGCCCCAUUGGAUGCAGGAUGCCGCUGAUGUGUUUGAACUUCCUGGCUUUGACUCUGGUUUAAAAUUUGUCCUGGAUGCAAGCGGAAAGUCAAAUCGCAAUGGCCUCUUCUUUCAAGCGGAUAGCCAUUACCCAACAUGGCUUCGACUUCAGUUCAACGUGCCGAAAGACAACCUAGAUGACUUUAAGGCCAAACUACAAACCCGACUCGACUUCCUAGGUAGCAUCUCUCUUAGCGAUGCUUGCGUGAUAUGCCGAAAGCAGUCCAAGACUGAACGUAGGGAGAUGCCAAAUGCGCAAGGCCAAAUAGUGCUUGAUUCGACCUCAUCAAGCAUCUCUUCAUUUGUCUGCAUCCAAGCCACCGUAACAAUAAACUCCCUUUCAUUACGGCUCAUCCUUGAAUAUGAUUCAGAUGGCUCAACCAGGCUUAUCAUCAGGUUUGACACCGUGACUGAAAAAGGGAAACCGAUCAGCGCUGCUCUGGAGUGGCUUGCAAAAUCUUUUGACCUUGACGGUGAUAUAAGUGAUCUUCUCCCUGGGUCUGAGAAUAUCUACGUUCUACAGGUGGCGGUCAAUUUGGGGAGUGUGACCCCCGAGGGACACUUCUCAAUCAAGGGCGCCUCGGUAACAUUCACACUGGAAGUCGAUUGUUUUGGUGCGGCGUUCUUUGUAGAAGCGACUUGGCCAAGCUUCAGGUUGCGGGCAUUCCUAUGGACGGACCUGAGGGAUGAAAUCGAACCAAAAAUGCUGCCGUGGCUUGAGCCUUAUAUGGAUAUCAAUCCAGCCAAUACGAGCCUUAUGUCACCCGAGGGACCAAAGCUCACCAAUUUCCUUCCAGAUUCUAUGCAAAAUGUCCGCCUUCCGCCUGCAGUCGACUUUAGAAUCGUCGAAGCCGAGUUUGAGAGCUGGAUGGACGCACAGCAGCAAAUGAACCUCAUCUUCCACGCCACUUUGUGCACAAAAGAUGAUCCAAGUGGAGGUGAGCCUGCGCUCGACAUUGACACACUAAGUAUGACGGCUACACGGAUUGCAACCACGGAUCCCAAGCGGAUGUCAUACGAAAUCAACAUUUCAACCGUUUUCUAUCUGCUGCCUCGAAAUUUCGACCCCACCAAUCCCAACUCGUUUGCUGCACAGAUCUCUGCCUCUGUCGACGUGCUUGAUGGGCUAUGGGUGAUUAAGGCCGAAGCAGACAACCUCCAAUUUGCCGCACUAUAUAGCUUGUUUGAUUCAGAUGUGUCUGAUUCCGUUAUGGACAUCCUGGAAGAGUUCUCCAUUCCACGAAUACAGUUCGCUUUCACCUACGGCAUGGAUAAGGCUCCCAAUAUUUCUCUAACAGGCGCGCUUAGAAUCAGCACGUUCGAGAUCGAUGUUGGGUACUGGUACAAUUCGGCCGAGUCGUGGUCCUUCCAGGGCCAGCUUGGAUUUAUUAGUGAUAAGGACAAGAUCACCAUAGCCCAUAUUGUCAGAGAAUUUGACACCAGCAUCGCUGACGUCCUUGAUGAGAUUGAGUUCAUCAAGUCUAUUUCCAUUCCCGCAAUCAACCAAGACGCGACGGACUUCGAUUCUGCUCCAAUCCAAUUCUACAUGACCUCAACGUCCGAUGCUGUUAUCAUGUGGUUCCAGGUUGAGAUCGAUUCUGCGGUUGGAGCAUUCACAUUCCUCUUUGCACAGUACAAGCCGAAGCCAAAGCCGAAUGCACAGAACCAGAUGCCAGCGACAAGGCCUUCACCAAAGCGCUUAAUUCGCGUUAGACUGGACCACCUGCCGACGCUGCCUAACAUUCCCAUUGUCGGAUCAAUCGGACAGCCAGUGGACUCAAUUUCCUACGUGUACGUGCAGGACUCAGAAGGGAUCAAUCCCGCGAAUAAGUCCCCUUCGGCUGGUUUCACGCUUCAAGAGAUUGACGCGAUCAAUGCUACACUCCAAGAUCGCAACGCUAUCCGAUUCCGCGAUACAAAGUCGAAUCUACCCUCUGCUAAUGCAUCAAGCACACCUCCUGCUACAGGCUCCUCUGCGCCACCGAACUAUGUUCUUCUGCAUGGGCAUCACUUCAUCGUAGUCACCAAUGGGAAAGUCGUCGUCGACCACAAAUUUGGAAGCUCCACACCCUCUACGACGCCACAAAAUAAGAUCGUUAGUAAGCGAGUAACUGGAGGUCCCGUCGUUCGUCCUGCCGCAGGUCCACUUGCACCAAGCCCACAAGCUACCGCGGAAGAUUCUGGAGCUACCAUGGGACAAAGCAAAAAGAGCUUUCCUGGCAUCCCAAUCACCAUCAACAAUUUUGGAAUCCAGGUCAAAGACAAGAGGCUGUACCUCCUUAUUGAUGCGAAGGUCUUGCUUGGACCGAUUGAGCUAACAUUGGAGGGAUUCGGGAUAGGGAUACCUUUGAAUAUCCCUGGAAUUAGCUUUGCGGAUCUAGCAAAAAAGGAGGUAAUUGAGCUGUUCGAUAUUAAGCUCACAGGUAUAGGGGUCUAUUUCAACGCACCACCAGUCAUGAUCGCGGGAUGCUUCUUCCAUAUUGAUGUACCGGAGUAUGAAGCAUAUCGUGGUGGCUUGGCCGUCAGCAUUCUUCCUUACACAUUGCUCGCCGUAGGCAGUUAUCAGCAUAACAAACUUCCGAAAGACUUCAAAUCUGUCUUCGUCUUUGCUCGUUUGGAUGGACCUCUCUUCACCCUUGAGUUUGCCGAGAUCUCUGGGGUGUCUGCCGGCUUUGGAUACAACUACGAUCUUCGGUUGCCUACUGCAGGGGAAAUCAUGGACUUCCCACUCGUCCAUGGUCCAGAGUCCUCCGAUGAUCCCAUGAAACUACUCUCAAGUCGCAAAGAAGAACGCUCCAGUUUUGUUAAUUGGACAACUGCCAAGGAGACGGCAUUGUUUUUUGCCAUCGGCAUGAAAGUCGAUGCUUUCCAAGUCUUGACGGUAGAUGCCGCUGCUAUUCUUGCAAUAUCCGCAGACGAUGUCAAGAUUGCGCUUGUGGGCAUCGCAAGUGCAAGUAUGCCACCCUCGACUGGGAAGACUAAGCCACCAGAGGCAUUCAUCUACGUCGAACUCGGAAUCGUAGCGAGUCUAGACAUCACGGGAGGAUCUUUACUCGUUGCAGCGCAACUUACGCCCAACUCAUAUGUUCUCGCGCCUGACUGCCAUCUGACCGGAGGCUUUGCGCUUUGCUACUGGUUUGGUAGGAACGAGAAUGCUGGAGACUGGGUCUUCACUGUGGGCGGAUACCACCCAGCGUUCAAGAAGCCCAAGUACUACCCAGAUGUUCCUCGUGUCGGCAUUAGUUGGAAUCUUAGCGACGUUCUCACCGUCCGAGGCGAAUCAUAUUUUGCCAUCUGCCCAAAGGCUUGCAUGGGUGGUGGACGCUUGCUCGCUACAUUCAGUGCCGGACCAAUCUAUGCAUCCUUUGAAGCAUGGGCGUCGUUCCUCAUCAACUUCAAGCCUUUCUUCUUCGUCGCAGACAUUGGCAUCAAUGUCUCUGUGGGCUGCAACAUUGACUUCUGGAUUGUUCAUAUCCAUAUUCAUGCUGAGCUCGGCGCUUCACUUCACCUCCAAGGGCCGCCAUUCGGAGGUGUUGCGCAUGUUCAUUUCUGGGUCAUGGGCUUUGACGUCUACUUCGGAGACCAGAACAACGUGCCCGAUCCUUUGAGCUGGGAUAAGUUCCUCCCUCUUAUCAAGCAACCUGGGCCAGGAAGCGAUCCAAAUAAGACGGCUAUGUGCGUAAUCGCAAUUGAGAAAGGCUCUGCAGAUGAGAAGUCGAGCAAAACAAACAGAGACACAGGUGAAAAAUGGUUCGUGAGAGCGGGGUCUUUGCAAUUCCGCGUCGAGACUAAGUUCCCGAUCGAGGACAUGGAUUAUGGGGAUAGCUAUGUGCAGAACAAAUCGCAGGACCUGAAACCCUCCGUUCCGGCUACAGGGGCGAUUUAUGGGCGGCCGAUGCAGUUGAAGGAACCGUAUAAAUCGCAUUUAAGCGUUAAAGUUGUGCCACCUGGCCCGGCAAUUGAUCCCAAAGUGGAUGACUCGAAUCCAUGGCUUGUCAUGCCACUAAUUAGAUCUCUCCCCAAGGCUCUAUGGGCCAAGUAUGACAAAAAUGAAGACCCAACGCACGCAGGGAACUCUAUCGCGACCCUCCUCAACAGUGAAAAUGCCUCAGACGCGACAGUAGACCACUUGGUCGGUUUCACUUUCCGCUCGCCAGACCCCAAGCUGCCCUCAUGGUCCUUCCCCGAAUUUAACGCCCUCGCCGCAAUGCAGGAAGGUGUCUUCCAAGACGAUGGUGACCCCUUAGACAAGCCAGUUCGCAAAAACGCGCUUCUCGGCCCCGCUACGGGCAUAGACGAACGACCGAAGUUAAAACCUACGCCUCCGUCGCAGACUACAGAUCUUCCUGACGCCAAGAAGCCAGACAUUUGGGUCGAGGAUAAGAGUCUCGUAGAUGGGGGAUUUCUGGAUGUGGGACCAAGCUUCGAUGAGGUGGAAGGUGUGUGGCAGGCUGUGGAUGAGGAGGCUACGCAGUUAGUAGCCGAUGCGUGGGGAGAUGUGAUGGGCUGGUGGGGAGUGGAAGUGCCUGGGAGUGCUGGGUCUAGUUUGAGCGGGAAGAAGCCGACGUAUCUGAUAGGCAGGGCUGAGACUUUUGAGGUGUUUUAUUUGGAGGCUCCUUGGCUGACGAAGGAUGGGGUGGAGACGAAUACACCUGUUACUGUUGGAGCGUAG